CAUAGACCGACCCCGAAGGUUUGCCCGCGACCGCGUAGACGGGAGUUGCGGAGUGGGUUACUAGUGUGCCGCGGCGGUGUUGCGCGGGGGCUUCAGUGCUUGCGCCGGGGGUUCAGUAUUUUUCUAAUGAAUUAUGAAAAACGCGCGACGAGCAAAGUGCCCGGCUGGCAGUUGGGCGCUAGCGUGGGCCCGGCGCGUCAGCAAAAUAAAACGCUCCGAAUUCUACUACUACUAUGGCUAUGCUAGUAAGAAGCCGACCAAGCCCGCGCCCCUCGUCGGCUAUGUUUUGGGGCAGCAGCCUGCCCGAUUUUCGCGGAUGCGCCCGGCCCAGUUUGCGCAGGGCCCGCGCAUUUUGGUGGCUGCCCGGCUACCCCCGCCCGCCUGCCCCCCUGCUCGGGCCUCGGGGUUGUUAUCUAUGUAUCGGGGAGCCGGGUGCGCCGUUUUGUGGAGUCUGCCGGGCGCCUGCAUUGGCACGGCUUCCAGGGGGUGUGUUUCGAAGUUCUCCCGCCGCCAUCUCCCCCUGCUGGCUCGCGCACGCCGUGUGGUCUGAGUGAAUUGUGGCGCCUUGCUUUUGUUGGCAGAGGCAGUCUGGCCGCUAGAUUGCCGUCUUAACGACCCGCAAACGGGGCGCAUGUGUGUGGGGAGAUGCGGCACCAU
This is a messenger RNA of Amoebophrya sp. A120, 657 nucleotides long. The record is from the annotation of a GenBank genome assembly. Lineage: Eukaryota; Dinophyceae; Syndiniales; Amoebophryaceae.